Molecule: messenger RNA, 4386 nt
Organism: Musa acuminata subsp. malaccensis (wild Malaysian banana)
Lineage: Eukaryota; Viridiplantae; Streptophyta; Magnoliopsida; Zingiberales; Musaceae
Product: mediator of RNA polymerase II transcription subunit 33A
Biological process (GO): regulation of phenylpropanoid metabolic process
Cellular component (GO): mediator complex
Source: RefSeq, a predicted model, not a curated record
UGGUGGUGGUUGGUCGCCCUGCGAGUUAGUCGACGACGUCGCCGUCACUGCAGGUUUCCAUAUUUCCUUGGGGAAACGCUGACGCCCGUUUACUCCGAGAUCGUUUCCCCGUCCUGUUCUCGUUCUUAUCGUCCCUCGCCGGUAAACGCACCAAGGCGGACGACCGGAUCGACUCGGCGGCUGCGGGACGUAUGCGUGCCAAGUUAUGUCGCUGGUGACAGAGAGUCUCAUGGGCUCGCCGUGGGACGAGGUGGCGGAGUACACGAAGGCAGCCCAGGGGACGGGCUGCGAUCCGGCCGUCUGGACCGUCCACGUCUCCUCAACGCUGGCGGCGCACGUCGUGCCCCUUCCAUCGCCGGAGCUCGCCCAGCUGCUGGUUUCCCACCUGUGCUGGGGAAACAAUGUUCCCCUCGCCUGGAAGUACGUCGAGAGGGCCCUUGCCGCCAACAUUGCUCCGCCCAUGCUGCUCCUCGCCCUCCUCUCCGUCAGGAUUAUUCCAAGUCGAUGUUCAAAGCCGGUGGCAUAUAGGCUGUAUUUGGAACUUCUCCAGAGACAUGCGUUUAUCUUCACAUCUCAGAUAAAAGGACCAAGCUUUAAGAAGAUAAUGGCGUCAAUCAAUGAUGUUCUUCAUCUUUCUGAAAAAUUUGGUAUCCAAGCAUCUGAACCAGGGGUUUUGGUAGUUGAAUAUGUUUUUUCCAUUUUAUGGCAGUUACUUGAUGCAACCUUAGAUGAUGAAGGGUUGCAAGAAUUGACACCAGAAAAGAAGGCCAAAUGGAUAUCUAGGCCACAUGACAUGGAGAUAGAUGGAGAAGAUGCAUUUGAUGAGAAAAAGACUGAAUAUAAUGAAAAACUGCAGAAAGCAAAUACUAUAAUGGCGAUUGAACUCAUUUGGCAUUUCCUGAACCAUAAAGUAAUUUCCAAGCUUCUCUCCUUGGCACGUGAAAACAUGCCAUCUCAUUGGGGUUCUUUUGCUCAAAGCUUACACUUGCUCGCGACAAGCUCCUCAGCGUUGCAUAAUUCAACAAUAUCUGUUGAUAAGUUGCAGCAGUUUGUUCAGGAUAUUUGGAAAUUUGGCAGAGAAUGGAAACCUAGUCAUCACCAAGAAAUCUGCACUCUCAUUGCUCAUGGAUCUUUACCAUCUGCUGGUGGCUGUUGUCAUGGAUCUACUAGUGGGGCCCUCUGGAUUCCAGUAGAUCUGUAUCUUGAGGACUGUCUUGAUGCAUCAGUUGCUGCUACUGAUGCAAUCGAAGUUCUUAGUGGAUUAAUCAAGGCUCUUCGAGCACUUAAUGGUAGCACCUGGCAUGAUGCUUUUUUAGCCAUUUGGAUGGCCUCUCUUCGUGUUGUACAAAGGGAAAGGGAUCCUCAUGAGGGUCCUGUACCUCGCCUUGACACACGGUUAUGCAUGUUACUGUCGAUAACGAUACUUUCCAUUGCUAACAUUAUUGAGGAAGAAGAAGCAACUAUUAUUGAUGAGGCUGAACUGAGCAAUCAAUGGAAAGAAAAAACUGCUGGUGGAAAGUGCCGCAAAGAUCUGGUGUCCAGCUUACAGAUACUCGGUGAUUAUGAAAGCUUGCUGGUUCCUCCAUUGUCUGUUACCUCCGUAGCCAAUCAGGCUGCUGCAAAAGCUAUGAUGUUUGUUUCAGGCCUUACAGGUGGUAGUGGGUAUCUGGAGAAUGUAGCCAUGAGUGACAAGACAGUAAAUUGUGCUGGAAAUAUGCGACAUUUGAUUAUUGAGGCUUGUAUUUCACGAAAUUUAUUGGACACAUCAGCCUACUUUUGGCCAGGCUACAUUACUGCACGUAUCAACCAGAUACCUCAUUCAAUGCCUAAUCAAGUGCCUAAUUGGUCUGCAUUGAUGAAGGGUGCACCUCUAACUUCAUCAAUGGUAAAUGCUUUGGUGGCAACUCCUGCUUCAAGCUUAGCAGAGCUUGAGAAGAUAUUUGAAAUUGCAAUCAAUGGAUCAGAUGAUGACAAAAUAUCUGCUGCCACUAUUCUAUGUGGAGCCUCUCUAUUUCGUGGGUGGAAUAUUCAGGAGCAUACCGUUCGCUUUGUUGUGAAACUGCUUUCACCUCCUAUUCCUGUUGAUUAUGCUGAAGGAGAAAGCCAUUUGAUUAGUCAUGGUCCUAUGCUUAAUGUUGUUCUUACUGGAAUAUCACCCGUGGACUGUGUUCAAAUUUUCUCAUUCCAUGGCCUGGUACCGGAACUUGCAGGAGCACUGAUGGCAAUCUGUGAAGUGUUUGGAUCUUGCUUUCCUAGUAUCUCAUGGACCAACACAACAGGGGAAGAGAUAUCUGUCCACACAGUGUUCUCUAAUGCAUUUAUUCUUCUAUUAAGAUUGUGGAAAUUUAACCAUCCGCCACUUGAAUAUUGCAUUUUGGGAGAUGGUGCUCCAGUUGGAUCACAAUUAACUCCUGAAUUCCUUCUCUUGAUUCGUAAUUCUAGAGUUUUAUCGGAUGCAAAAUUAACCAAGAAUAGAAGUAACCAUGGGCGACUGUCAACCAGUACAAGCUCAUCAUCUGUGCAUCCCAUUUUUGUAGAUUCGUUUCCAAAGUUAAAAACCUGGUACCGACAGCAUCAAGCUUGUUUAGCAUCGACACUUUCUGGACUGGUUCAUGGAACUCCAGUGCAUCAAAAUGUGGAUGCUCUUCUCAACAUGAUGUUCAGGAAGUUCACUAAAGGUGGUAGUCAACCAGUGUGUCCUGGAACAUCUGGAAAUAGCAGUUUAAGCAGUUCUUCAGGUCCAGCAAGUGAUGACAACUCAUUCAGACCCAAGCUACCCGCCUGGGACAUUAUGGAAGCAGUUCCAUUUGUAGUUGAUGCUGCUCUUACUGCUUGUUCUCAUGGAAGGUUAUAUCCACGAGAAUUAGCAACAGGCCUCAAAGAUCUUGCUGAUUUUCUUCCUGCAUCUCUGGCUACAAUUGUAAGCUACUUUUCUGCUGAAGUAACACGAGGAGUUUGGAAGCCGGCUUUUAUGAAUGGAACUGAUUGGCCAAGCCCUGCUGCAAAUUUGUCAACUGUCGAAGAAAAUAUCAAAAGGAUUGUUGCCGCAACUGGUGUUGAUGUUCCAAGCCUAGCUGCAGGAGGAAGCUCUCUUGCUACACUUCCAUUACCCUUGGCAGCCUUUGUGAGCCUCACGAUUACAUAUAAACUUGACAAAGCCUCAGAACGAUUCCUUAAUCUUGCUGGUCCAGCUUUGGAGAAUCUUGCAGCAAGUUGUCCUUGGCCAAGCAUGCCAAUUGUUGCAGCCUUGUGGGCCCAAAAGGUGAAGAGAUGGACUGAUUUUCUUGUGUUUUCUGCAUCACGCACUGUCUUCCACCACAACAAUGAUGCAGUUGUUCAGCUUCUCAGAAGUUGUUUCACUGCCACACUUGGUCUGUGCACUCAAAUAUCCAGCAAUGGAGGUGUGGGUGGACUUCUUGGACAUGGAUUUGGUUCUCAUUUUUCUGGAGGCCUCUCCCCUGUUGCUCCAGGAAUUCUAUACCUCCGAGUGUACAGAUGCAUUAAGGACAUUUUUUCACUGACAGAAAAUAUUCUUUCCCUAUUAAUGGAUGCAGUCAAAGAAAUAACAGAAAGUGUCGUCAGCAAGGAGAGGUCCGAUAAGAUGAAGAAAACAAAGUACGGAAUGAAAUAUGGGCAGGUCUCACUUGCUGCCGCCAUGACACAAGUGAAGGUGGCAGCUGCUCUUGGAGCAACAUUUGUGUGGUUAUCAGGGGGAUCAGGCAUUGUCCAGUGUUUAAUACAGGAGAUUCUUCCUUCUUGGUUUCUCUCAGUCCAUGAGUUAGAUCUCGAAGGAGGGAAUGGGGGGAUGGUAUAUACUUUGAGCGGAUAUGCUCUGGCUUACUUUGCUGUCCUCAGCGGAAUGUUUGCCUGGGGCAUCGAUUCAGUAUCUGUUUCCAAGAGACGGCCAAGGGUCAUUGCAUCCCACAUGGACUUCUUGUCAAGCGUCUUGGACGGGAAGAUCUCACUUGGAUGCAAUUGGGUGCUAUGGCGUGCAUAUGUCUCAGGGUUCUUGGGCUUGGUGGUGCAAUGCGCACCGUAUUGGGUGCUUGAGGUGGACUUGCACAUCUUGAAGAAGCUCAGUCGAGGGCUAAAACAGUGGAAGGAGGAUGAGCUUGCACUCGCACUGCUCAAAAGGGGGGGAGUUGAGGCGAUGGGUGCAGCUGCUGAAGUGAUUUUGUCUAAUGAAUGAUGGCCAUGCCCGGAUGUCUUUUUUUUCUUCUUUUUUCUCCCUGAGUAUAUUGUUUGACAGCUUUACUAAAUUUGUAAAGGUCCUUUUGUUCAGCUAAAAAUCGUGUAAAUGUCUGAGGUGUUUGUAGUUUUCGAUCUCUAUUUCUUCAAAAAUUCUCUAGUUAUGUAUAAUAAUCGUAGCUUGUAGCAGUUAAUUUU